AUGGUGUUUGUCAUCCUCGUCCAAGCGAAAGCCGAGAGCGUGCAGAAGAGAGACAGAGCUCUCGUCGCGGCGGCUGUCGAGAUGGAUUUGGACCGCUCGCUGGACCCUGAAUCGUUGCAACUUGACAACCAGACUCCGCCGGCCCCACUUGCCGCUGCUGUGGUGUCGACUGGGCCCGCAUGGGCAGCUCGACAACGUGCUACCCUCUUGGACCUCCGUGCAGGUGUCCGUCCUCGCCUGUUCUCGGCUCUCAACUUCAUACCGGUACUGGUACCGGCACCGCGACGUCCGCGUCCACGUUCCGCCGGCAAUCUCGCUCCGUCUGGCUCGCACUCGCCCUGGCCGCCUGCCUGGACCCUAAUGUAG
Messenger RNA from Moesziomyces antarcticus, 366 nucleotides. RefSeq lists its product as uncharacterized. The transcript has 3 exons. The record is from RefSeq and is a predicted model, not a curated record. NCBI's taxonomy places the organism in Eukaryota, Fungi, Basidiomycota, Ustilaginomycetes, Ustilaginales, Ustilaginaceae. Bases 1 to 366 code for a protein of 121 amino acids.